UUCAAGGGCGUCUGAAAAUCUGGAGCGUUAGAUCUGAGCUCCGCUGGUAUCACCCGAUCCAUGAGCCGCACCAAGCGUUGUGCCGCGUUGCACAGCCCGAAUGGCCGUGAACGCAGUAUACUCCUUGCUUCUCUCAUCCAGUUCAAUCUGCCAAAACGCAAGCUUCAGGUCUACGCUGGAGAUGUAGUGCGUCUGAUCUAUCCUGGAGAGGAUUCCUUCUAUACUGGGCAGAGGGUACGCAUCCUUAAUAGUCGAGGCGUUCAACUUCGGGCAUCCACGCAGAACCGGUCUUUCCCUGGCUUCGACACCUCUGUUGUGCGAUUGCUCCACGGGCUUUUGCUCUCCUCGAUAACACCCAGCUCCAACAUCUUGUCGAUUUCGUCUUCGACCACCUUCUGCUUCACCGGAGACAUCGAAUACGGACGAUCCUUGAAGACACGAGCUCCUUCCGUCAGCUCAAUAGAAUGCCUCUUCAUGCUGGUGACUCCGAGGCCGUCCCUUUAAAAGAAAGGGUCCAGGAUUCGGGUUCCUCCCUUACCUCGUCUUCAUCUUCCUGGUCGGCAUAGUGCUCCAUCUGGCUGGCAUGGAUUACCUGCGCUGCCUUGACGCCUCUCGUUGCCGGCUUCCCCACGUCGGCUGGAGCUAGUCCGAAGGUCGCCAGAAGUCGACCCCGAAGUACGCAGUUUGGUCCAGGUAUGGACACAGGUAGAACGUGACUGGCUUUGUACCUCCCAGGCAGCUCCAAGCGUCCGAUGAUGGAUCGAUCCUCACCAGAAGCUGUCCGGACUACCGAAAAAUACGGUUGGACGGUAUCUUCUAGCGUUUCCACGAGCUCUCGACAGCCUUUGGCGAAGGGUCUAGGAUCGGCGGAAUCUAUGUGUUUAACGGCCGCCACCACCUCUCGUCGUCUGGAUCUCCUCAUCCUGAAGCACUCCCUUGCCUUCUGGACUCUCCGUGAGACCAGACGCAUGCCGCUCAGCUGAUGCUCCGCAAAGAUCCGGUUCCGUGCCUCCAUAUAACGGCGAAGCCUCUCAUCCUCCGCCAGCCGACCGUUUUCCGCGCAAUCGGGACAUUUCGGAGAAAUCACGCCCAGCUUGCCGCAUCGUUGGCCAUCGUCCUCGCCGCCGAAGGAGAGGUUCCAGCGGUCCACUCGGAUCUAGCGGUUUCCGUUGCCGGCUCCCGCGUUGGCGUACAACCGCGGCUCGUCACGAAAAUCCGCCGCCCUUCGGUCCUCGAUGCGCCACGGCCGUGCGUGGCGAUCACUCCUUCCUGCCGGAUGAUACUCCGGUUCCUGGCUCAGGCUGCUGUCGAUCCCUGGAGAGUCGUUCACCUGCGGUCGAGGUCGCUGCCUGGGUUUCAAUUCCGGCGGCCUUCGGUAGCCUCCUCCUGUCUCCUGCCGCUGCUGAACUUCCGCUGGACCAUUUGCGCCGCCUUCCGGGCACCACCGGGCGCCGACGGAGUGGGCACCAUUGACACUUGGCGAAUCGCGCCCUCCUGGAGCGGCUGCGGUUUGCUUUCGGCUGUCCUAAGAACAUCGUUCUUCAAUUUCAUCAUGUCCAUGAAUCCGUUCUUGAUUUUCUCCCGCAAGGCCUGGCUCACUCCCAACUCUUGCGAUGCCCGAUAUGUAUGGGCCGCUUGUGCCAGAGCUGCGUUCAUCGCAGACUCCGCCGCUGUAUCCGUGUUCCGUGUUCAGCUUUUGUAGUCCCGUCUGCUCCGGAACCAGAAGUCGAUCCUGCGCCUCGACAAUUGCCUUGAAAUCCAGGACCCUGGGCGACCGAUGGUGCUCCAGAUCCGCCGGUUGAUCCCUAAUCCGAUCCACCGCACUACCGGCUACCGGCGUUCUGGGUAAACCCCCAGACAGCGAUAUCCGCGGCAACCCAGCAGCACCCUCUACAUCCGUGGACCAGACAUCGUCCUUGUCGUCGCCAGGGGGACCCAUCGACCUGAGCUGGUGGCCGUGCCUAUCGCUGACGUCCUUACCCUCGGACAUACUUCCCAAGAAUUUUUAAAUAAAUACUUAAUGACUACUAAUACUAUAAUAAAUAUGAUAAAUA
Molecule: messenger RNA, 2054 nt
Organism: Drosophila suzukii
Lineage: Eukaryota; Metazoa; Arthropoda; Insecta; Diptera; Drosophilidae
Source: RefSeq, a predicted model, not a curated record